CCUUCUUCUACCUACUGCAACUAAAUCCCCGUCAGCAAGCAUAGAUCCCUGCGACAUCUAAUCGGCAAAGUCCAAACAACCUGGAGUGAUCGACACGGCGAGGACCGAUAGGCCAAUGCUGCAAAUCGCAAAGUUGCACCAGUCAAGCAUCAGGGAUCAACAAGCACGCCAUAAGCGGCGUUUCUGCUCGGUUUCCCACUGCCGCGCGACUGCUUCGACUUUAGCUCGUCGGUGCGACUUCUCGAAGCUGCAGUCGUACUUGAGGACGCGCAAGUGGUUCUGAAGACUUUGACCGGCUGAAAGGACCCAGUUUGCGACUCAUCAUCUGUCUAAUCUAUCCCACUUGUCUUGCAGCGAAACCAGCAGAAUGGGGAAAGACCCCGAGCAUACAGCCGCAGACGAGGCGCCUAAUCAUAACAGCGAUACCAUCCAUGAUGACGUUGCAAGCAGUCUCGAGGAGGGUGCGGCGAUUCCCAAGGGACAGCUGGAUCCAGUCUACGAGGCCAAGGCCAGGAUGCUGAAUAAAGCGAUACAAGACAUCGGCAUGGGAUGGUACCAGUGGAAACUCUUCAUAGUCGUGGGCUUUGGAUGGGCAUCAGACAACCUCUGGCCCAUCGUGACAUCCCUCAUCUUCACACCCAUCAAGAACGAGUUCUCGCCGUCGAAACCCCCGUUACUGACCCUCUCGCAAAACCUGGGUCUUCUCGCCGGCGCCAUGUUCUGGGGCUUCGGUUGUGAUAUUUUCGGCCGCAAGUGGGCUUUCAACCUGACUUUGGGACUGACAGCGGCAUGGGGCUUGAUCGCGGCGUCGGCACCUAACUUCGCAGGCAUUGGCGUAUUCGCUGCUUUCUGGUCUUUUGGUGUGGGCGGAAACUUGCCCGUCGAUUCAGCCAUCUUUCUGGAAUUUUUGCCGGGCUCGCAUCAGUAUCUCCUGACGAUUCUGUCUAUCGACUGGGCUGUGGCACAAGUCAUUGCCAACUUGAUCGCGUGGCCGCUUCUGGGCAGCAUGACGUGCCAGCAGACGGACACGGAAUGCACUAGGUCUGAUAACAUGGGAUGGCGCUAUUUCAUGGUGGCCGUGGGCGGACUGACUCUAAUCAUGUUCGUGGUUCGAUUCGUGUUUUUCACUAUCUUCGAGUCCCCUAAGUACUUAAUGGGCAAGGGCCGCGACGAGGACGCCGUGCGCAUUGUGCACGAGGUGGCCAGACGCAACGGGAAGACGUCGCCUUUGACGAUUGACCAUCUCAGGGCGUGCGAGCCCGAGGGGUAUCAGCACCAGAACACCACCACCAUAGCUGUGAAGCGUAAGCUCCAGGCUGUCAACUUGUCCCACGUCCGCUCCCUAUUCGCCACCAACAAGCUGGCCUGGAGCACCUCGGCCUUGAUGCUGGUUUGGGCUUUUAUUGGACUAGGCUACCCCCUCUACAACGCUUUCCUCCCCUAUAUCCAAGCCACCCGUGGUGCCGACUUCGGCGACGGCUCCACCUACAUCACCUACCGUAAUUCCCUCAUCAUCGCCGUGCUGGGCAUCCCAGGCGCCCUCAUCGGCGGCCUACUCGUCGAGCUGCCCCAGCUCGGCCGCAAGGGCACCCUCUCGCUCAGCACGGUGCUCACGGGCGUUUUCCUCUACUGCUCCACCACGGCAACCAACUCGGCCGCCCUUCUGGGAUGGAACUGCGCUUACAACUUCACCAGUAACGUCAUGUACGCCGUGCUGUACGCCUUCACCCCAGAGCUGUUCCCCACGAAAGAUCGCGGCACCGGCAAUGCGUUGACGGCGUCGGCGAAUCGCGUCUUCGGCAUUAUGGCCCCUAUUAUUGCCAUGUUCGCCAACCUCGAGACGGCCGCGCCCGUGUAUACGAGUGGAGCGCUGUUCAUUGCGGCCGGGGUCAUUGUGCUGACUUUGCCGUUUGAGUCGAGGGGCAAGGCGAGCUUAUAAGCGGAGUAGUUAUGAUGGACUUGCACGGCGAAGCGAGGGGUAUUUCCAUAGUUAUCUAGUGGUUCAUAUGCAAGGAUGUGAAGACUACUUGCACUGUUGAGCAUUUAUCUGCAACAACAAGACUUCUAACUGAAUCUGUGUAAUGGCCGAGGCAUGUAUGUACCUGGUGUGACUUGCUCGAGGUGAAUAUGCCAGAAGUGGGAAAGGGAACAGUGCGGC
This is a messenger RNA of Pseudomassariella vexata, 2158 nucleotides long. Its product is annotated as membrane transporter. Bases 368 to 1939 code for a protein of 523 amino acids. Gene Ontology annotation, molecular function: transmembrane transporter activity. The transcript has 3 exons. The record is from RefSeq and is a predicted model, not a curated record. NCBI's taxonomy places the organism in Eukaryota, Fungi, Ascomycota, Sordariomycetes, Amphisphaeriales, Pseudomassariaceae. Gene Ontology annotation, biological process: transmembrane transport.